AGGGGUCAGUGCGCGGGUGCGCGCUCAGCCGGUGAGCGCGUCCCACUGAGUGACCGUCAGACGCUCCAGAAGCGUUUCCACCGGACCGGUGCAGCAGUCUAUUGCGCACCGGGUAUCGCCAGAGUGUUCCAGCACUGUUUCAACGGUGGGCUUCAGCUGUUGCCGAUGUGGUCUUGUUGAUGUUGACGAGGUGCAAGGAAUGACUGAAUACCAACAUUGAUUGUCAAUACUAACAUCUCAUUUGUGGAUUCCCUAUCUUGGUCAAAUCAUGUUCCAUCUGAUCAAAAAAGACAAAGAUGGCGCGAAAAAGGAGAAAAAGGAGAAGAAGGAAAAGAAAGAACGGAUGUCUCAGGCUGAGAUGAAGAGUUUAGAGGAAAUGAGCGUCAGGAGAGGUUUCUUCAACCUUCAUCGCAGCACUUCUAAACGGGAAUCAAAAGGGAAGCUGGAGAUUUCCAGUCCCAUCCCAAUCAAUGUGGUGAGAAGCACAGAGCUCAGCCUGACAGAUGUUGACACCGGGAAGGUCGGAUCUCAAGGUCACAUGUCUGCCGCAAGCUCUGUUAACUCUGUCAAUGACAUCAAAGGGGAGAAAGAUAGCCACCAUUCGUCAUCUAUCAAGGAAAAGUUGGCCAAACUUGGAUCCCCAGCAAAGCAAAACUCCCCAGUCGGCCAAAUCAUAAAGCGGUUUUCUUUCUCGCAAAAAAGCAAAGAGCCAAGUCCCUCCGGUUCUACCGCACCAUCAGCUCAGAACUCUGCCAAUCCCUCACCUCUCGUUGAGGUCAAACCAUUCAAUCCACAGCUCCUACAGGUAAAUGCGUUCCACCAAACUUCCCCUACUAAGAAGGUCCAGAUCCCUGAGACGGGGGAGAGAACAUUCGCAGCAGAUCUGCGCCUACCUGCUUUGGCACCUCCGCAGGUUCCCGUGCCCAGAGAGUUGGAACUUCAACGACGCAACACGGGUGAUUUUGGCUUUUCUCUCCGUCGCACGAUUGUGGUGGACCAGCAACCCGAUGGGUCGCCCUCCCGUAGGGUGGUCCACUUUGCAGAGCCCGGCACUGGGAACAAGGACCCCACUUUGGGUCUGGUGCCAGGUGACCGUCUCGUAGAGAUCAACGGACAGAACGUGGAAAGUAAAAACAGAGAUGAGAUAGUAGAGAUGAUCAGGCAGUCUGGAGAGACGGUACGUCUGAAGGUUCAGCCUAUCGUGGAGUUGAGCGAGUUAAGCCGAUGCUGGUUGAGGAACACCAGAAGCCGUGACCGGGAGAUUUGCGAGGUGAAGACAGAAGAGCAGCUUAUAGCAGAGAAGGCCUGGUACAACACUGAGAAAGUCUGGCUAGUCCAUAAAGAUGGCUUCUCUUUGGCAACACAGCUCAAGACGGAGGCAGGGUCUCUUCCAGAGGGCAAAGUGAAAAUCAGACUGGAGCAUGAUGGGACAUUGCUGGAGGUUGACGAGGAUGAUGUGGAGAAGGCGAAUCCUCUAUCGUAUGAUAGAGUGGAAGAUCUCUCCUCUCUUCUCUACCUCAACGAGUCCAGCAUCCUUCACAGCCUGCGUCAGCGCUACGGCGGAAACCUGAUUCACAGCUACGCCGGAUCCAACCUGCUGGUGAUCAACCCCCUCAGCACUCCUGCCAUGUACUCGGAGAAGGUGAUGCAGAUGUUUAAGGGAUGUCGCAGAGAAGAAACGGCUCCUCACAUCUUCGCCAUCGCCCAGUCUGCGUAUCGUCAGCUGUUGACCACCCGGCAGGACCAGACUAUCGUGAUGCUGGGGAAGAGUGGCAGUGGAAAGUCCACCAGCUGCCAGCAUCUGCUGCAGUACCUGGUCACCAUCGCUGCCGGCAGUGGAAAAGUCUAUUCAGCUGAGAAAUGGCAGUCGGUCUACACGGUCCUGGAGGCGUUCGGGAACUGCAGCACGGCCAUGAACGGGAACGCCAGUCGCUUUUCACACAUUGUUUCUCUGGACUUUGAUCAGGCGGGGCAGGUGGCCUCUGCAUCCGUUCAGACCUUGUUGCUGGAGAGGUUCAGGGUGACCAGACGACCAGAGGCGGAGUCGAGCUUCAAUGUUUUUUACUUUCUGAUGGCAGGAGCAGAUGCAUCUCUAAAGACUGAACUUCACUUCAAUCACUUUGCUGAGAACAGCGCAUUUGGGCUUCACCCUCACUCCAAGCCUGAUGACAAGCAGAAAGCCGCUCAACAGUUUACCAAGCUACAAGCAGCCAUGAAGGUCCUGGGCAUCUCCAUUGAAGAACAGAGAACAGUUUGGCUGAUUUUAGGGGCUAUAUAUCAUCUGGGUGCCGCUGGGGCCACCAAAGCGGGACGUAAGCAGUUUGCUCGGCACGAAUGGGCGCAAAAAGCUGCGUAUCUCCUGGGCUGCUCUCUGGAAGAUCUCUCGUCCGCUAUCUUUAAACCGCAGGGCAAGGGCUCCCUUCCCCGUUCAGCCAGCGUGCGGCCAAGUACAGAUGAUACGGAUAUCUCAGCAUCCAAAGCGACUGCAGCUGAAUGUUUAGAGUCGAUGGCGUCUGGUUUAUACUCCGAGGUUUUCACGCUUCUGGUGUCCCUUAUUAACAGAGCUCUGAAGUCCAGUCAACAUUCUCUCUGUUCUCUGCUGAUCGUUGACACCCCCGGAUUCCAGAAUCCACGUCAGGUGAAGAACCAGCGCGGUGCCACGUUUGAGGAACUCUGUCAUAACUACACACAGGAACGUCUGCAGAUGCUUUUCCAGGAGAGGACUUUUGUACAAGAGCUGGAGCGUUAUAAAGAGGAAAACAUUGAGAUCACACUGGAUGACCUGGAGCCAAGUCCUUCUCGAUCGGUAGCUGUUGUUGAUCAAUCCUCUAGUCAAGCCCUGAUACGCACCAUAUCCCGGACAGAUGAGGCGAGAGGUCUGUUCUGGCUGAUGGAGGAGGAGGUUUUGCAGCCGGGAGGAUCAGAGGACACAUUCCUGAAAAGACUGUUCAGCUACUACGGCCCUGCAGAAGGGGAGAGCAAAGGUCACACAGUGCUUCUGAAGAGUGAAAACUCAAAUCACUUCCUGCUAGGCCACAGUCAUGGGACAGAUUGGAUAGAAUAUGACACGAGUGGUUGGCUAAACCUCGCCAAGCUUAAUCCCACACCUCAAAAUGCGGCCAGUCUACUGCAGAAUACCCAAAAGAAGAGCAUCAGUGCGAUGUUUGCGGGCCGCUCUAACAGCUCAGCGGUUCUAACCGGCUCCAUUGCUGGACUGGAGGGGGUCUCUCAGCUUGCCAUGCGUCGGGCAACCACCAUGAGGAAGACCUUUACUACAGGCAUGGCUGCUGUCAAGAAGAAAUCCCUCUGUCUUCAGAUUAAACUUCAAGUGGAUGCACUGGUGGAUACAGUACGAAGAUCCAGGGUCCACUUUGUGCAUUGUCUCUUACCCCAAGCAGAUGCCCUGCGGACCGCCGGAUCCCCGGAGACCUCUGGGGAAAGUGACCUUGGACUCAUGCAGUUGGAUGUGGCAUUACUCCGGAGUCAAAUUCGUGGCUUCAAACUGCUGGACAGCUUGAGGAUAUAUAGACAAGGUUACCCCGAUCACAUGGUCUUCUCUGAGUUCCGGCGACGCUUUGAUGUGUUGGCCCCUCACCUGACCAAGAAACUGGGCCGGAACUACAUCGUGAAGGACGAGAAACGAGCAGCAGAGGAACUUUUGGAGUCUCUGGAACUGGAGAAGAGCAGCUAUCACAUGGGCCUGAGCAGGGUGUUCUUCAGAGCUGGAACAGUGGCUAAACUUGAAGCUCAGAGAGAUGAACACACCAGACAGAACAUCACAUUGUUCCAGGCAGCCUGCAGGGGCUUCUUGUCCCGACAGGCCUUUAAAAAAAGAAAGAUCCAGGACAUGGCCAUCCGUUGCAUCCAGAAGAACAUUAAGAAGAACCGUGGCGUGAAGGGCUGGCCCUGGUGGAAGAUCUUCACCAACGUACGGCCUUUGGUGGAAGUUCAGCUCACGGAAGAACAGAUUCGAGGAAAGGAUGAGGAGAUCAUGCAUCUGAAAUUGAAGCUGGAAAAGGUGGAGAAGGAGAGAAAUGAGCUGCGACUGACCACAGAUCGGUUUGAGAGUAAAAUAACAGAGCUGACAGCAGAGCUGUCGGAUGAGAGGAACUCUGGAGAGUCAACAUCACAGCUGUUGGAGACGGAAACCAGCGAGAGAUUACGUCUCGAGAAGGACAUGAAGGAAAUGCAGGUGAAGUUUGACGCUGUGAAGAAACAGAUGGAAUCGCUGGACAUGGAGAUCAUGGAGGCCAGACUUCUCCGAGCAUCAGAACUCAACGGCGAGAUGGACGACUGUGAUGAUGAUUCUGGGGGUGAAUGGAGAUUGAAAUAUGAACGUGCUAUCAGAGACGCAGAAUUCACAAAGAAAAAACUCCAGCAGGAGGUGGAUGACAAGCUGGAGACGGAACAACAGAAUAAGAGACACUUGGAGAGAAAAUUAGCAGAUCUGCAGGCUGAUCAGGAGGAGACUCAUCGAUCAGUCCAGCAGCUGAAAAAGAAAUGCCAGCGGCUGGCAAAUGAACUUCAAGACACCAAACUGCACCUGGAAAAUCAAGAGGGACGCAACCAUGAACUAGAGAGAAAACAGAGAAUACCUGUUUGUCUUGUUUCCUGCAGGUUUGAUGUGGAGCAGAACCAUGUUCAUGAGGAACUACAGAGAGAGAAGAACCUGCGAGAGAAACUCAACAGAGAGCGAGACAUGCUGACCGGCGAGCUGUUUACAGUCAGACAACAGCUUCAGGAUAAGGACACCGAGUUGUGUGCGGUCAGACUAAAGGUAGAGCAGCUGGAAACGGAGAUCCAGGACCUCUCCUCACAAGAGACCAAAGACGAGGCCUCACUCUCAAAGGUUAAGAAACAACUCCGUGACUUGGAAGCAAAGGUCAAAGAUCAAGAGGAGGAGCUUGAUGAACAGGCUGGAACCAUUCAGAUGCUGGAGCAGACGAAGCUCCGUUUGGAAAUGGAGAUGGAACGAUUGAGACAAACGCAUUUAAAGGAGAUGGACAGUAAAGAUGAAGAGGUGGAGGAGAUCAGACUGUCCUGCAGCAAGAAGCUGAAGCAGAUGGAAGUGCAAUUGGAGGAAGAAUAUGAUGAUAAACAGAGAGUUCUGAAAGAAAAGAGAGAACUUGAGUCCAAACUGAUAGCGGCUCAGGAACAGGUCGGUCAAAAGGAUGUCGAGACUGAAAAGCGUCUCAGGAAAGAUCUGAAGCGCACAAAGGUUCUGCUGGCUGAUGCUCAGAUCAUGCUGGACCACCUGAAGAGCAACGUACCCAGCAAAAGAGAGAUCUCCACGCUCAAAAAUAAGUUGGAGGAAUCCGAGUUUGCCUGUGCGGCCGCUGUUAAAGCGCGCAAGUCCAUGGAGCUGGAGAUCGAAGACCUUCACAUUCAGAUGGAUGACAUCACCAAAGCCAAGAUGUCUCUGGAGGAGCAGGUGAGCCGCCUGCAGAGAGAGAAGAAUGACCUUCAGUCUCGCUUCGAGGAAGAUCAGGAGGACAUGAACGAACUGAUGAAGAAACACAAAGCUGGAGUUGCACAGUCUACCAGAGAUCUGGCACAGAUUAGUGACCUGCAAACACAGCUGGAGGAAGCCAUGAAGGAAAACCAAGAGAUCCAGGAAAAGCUUCACUCGCUGCAGUCACAGCUUGAUUUUCAAGAACAAUCCAUGGUGGAGAAAUCACUGGUUAGUCGACAAGAAGCCAAAAUCCGUGAGCUGGAGACCAAACUAGAAUACGAGAGGACCCAGACCAAACGUCUAGAGAGUCUGGUUACUCGUCUGAAGGAGAACCUGGAGAAGAUAACAGAGGAACGAGACCAGCGCAUCAACUGCGAGAACCGGGAGAAAGAGCAGAACAAGCGCAUGCAGCGUCAGAUCCGAGACAUAAAGGAGGAGAUGACCGAACUGUCCAAAAAGGAAACAGAAGCCAGCCGUAAAAAACAUGAGCUGCAAAUGGAUAUCGAAAGUCUUGAAGCAGCCAAUCAAAGCCUUCAAGCGGAUAUGAAGUUGGCCUUUAAGCGGAUUGGCGACCUUCAGGCCGCCAUGGAAGAUGAAAUGGAAACAGAAGACGAUGAGGAUCUCAUCAGCAGUUUGCAAGACAUGGUGACAAAGUAUCAGAAAAGAAAGAACAAAACUGGUGAUGACUCUGAUAUGGACUCAGAAGUGGAAGACCGGGUAGAUGGAAUAAAGUCCUUGCUCUCCAAGAGUAAGGGAUCCACAAAGACGGUCUUGGAUGAGGGCAGUCAGAAGACAAGCCACAUUUUGUAUAGAUCCCACACAUUGCAGGACGGAGCCGAUGCUGGAUUGGACAAAGAAGCAACACAGACUGAGAAGACGCUUAAUGAUGGGGAUGGUGAUGCCCGGCCUUCAGAAAGCGCAGCAUAGAUCUUAUCAUGCACUGAAAACGUGUUUACAUUUUCCCCGGUACUGACACUUUAGUCUGUUCAUAACUAACAAUGAGCGUUUUUCUGCUAGUCUUUAUGAAACAUCAUGUUUAUUCAUGAUUUCUGCAGCUUAUAUUUAUUUAGAUCUCAGUCUUCAUCAAAAACGCCUCCAAGAAAUGAAGUAAUAUAUUGUGAAAAAGGUCAUCUUUAUCUAAUAUGUAUGUUUAUUUUGUUUGAUUUUGAGACAUUUUGCCUUGAAUUUGCUUGAGUGAACGUGUAACGCUGUCUUGGUUUUAAAUUAAUGAAAUAGGCCAUUUAUCCUUCUCUGUUUUUCUCUUCAGACAUCUUAGAAGUUAAUUUAGCACUGGUUUACUAAAUGGCAGCAUGAAUACAUUUUAUUAUAUUGAGGGAUGCAUCAUGUUUUGGCCUUAAAUGACAUUUAAGUUAAGGCAGCAAUAAUUAAGUCAUACAUAUUUGAACUCUGCCAAAGUACAAUAUAUUAUUAAUGAGAGUCUAAUACUUUCUGACGUUUUGUUUGUGUGUGAGUGGCGUGUAUGUGUGGUAUGUUAUGUGUGUCCUCUCUUGGUUUUCUAUGCAUUAAAUGCGACUUUUAUUAUGGAAAUACCAUGCAGACAAGAUACUUUUAUCUGUGCAGUGGCUUAUGCAGUAACAAGAAUAUAUAAGAGCGAUAUAUACUGUAUAAAUGCAAGUUUUGCAUUGGUUUUAUUGUAAAUAAAACACAUUGACACGUUUUA
Messenger RNA from Triplophysa dalaica, 7133 nucleotides. RefSeq names its product myosin XVIIIAa (gene myo18aa). Gene Ontology annotation, cellular component: myosin complex. The coding region runs from base 269 to 6379 and encodes 2036 amino acids. Gene Ontology annotation, molecular function: cytoskeletal motor activity; protein binding; ATP binding. NCBI's taxonomy places the organism in Eukaryota, Metazoa, Chordata, Actinopteri, Cypriniformes, Nemacheilidae. The transcript has 41 exons. The record is from RefSeq and is a predicted model, not a curated record.